Messenger RNA from Salvelinus sp. IW2-2015, 1265 nucleotides. Its product is annotated as microtubule nucleation factor SSNA1-like. Gene Ontology annotation, cellular component: ciliary basal body; centrosome. The record is from RefSeq and is a predicted model, not a curated record. NCBI's taxonomy places the organism in Eukaryota, Metazoa, Chordata, Actinopteri, Salmoniformes, Salmonidae.
GUGGACACGGCAGCCCUUCUAUGCUACAGCAGACCCUUGGGAAUUAUCCACAGACUAUAUUUCACCUUGCUGUAGCACAGCCAUAAAACCCCUGACACUUGGGGUUUAAAUCAAGACAAGGCAUUCUGCUUAUGUAUAAUUUAAAUGCUUCCAACUCUGAGUAACUGUGUUUCAAUCAGAGUCCAUGUAUCAGAAGCCCAUUAGAUUUAUCUGUCUGACAUGACUGGAUAAAUUAACCAGGAUAAAUGAUCUAACCAUGCAGACAUGUCUCUUGUCAAGUUUAGCCCAAGUGAUCUUCUUUGUUAUUUUUCAUUGACAUUGUCUGUGAGAUCAAUUGUACCCUUGAUUCUCAAUCCCAGUUAUUUACAGUUUUGCUAUAUUUCAUGUCAGCAGUUGUUAUGAAUCAUAAUGAAUGGCUUUGAAAAUAUAGGCUAGUGUUAUGGAGCUGGUUAGAUGGAGUGUUGGUGCGAAUAGAGCCUCUCUUAAACUGGGAAGGAGAUCUUAGUCAGUAGCUGUGGUUUGAAUUAGACGUGACCUCUAGCAGUGGGAUUGAUUUACUGUAUGAUUGUCUCUCUGUCACACACAUAUGUCCUUCAUCCAUCAUAGGCUGGAAUGGGCUGAUUCAGUAGGAAGGGCCUGCUGAGUGAGUGGGACCUCAGCUUAGACCUCCGCCUCCCUUUUACAUUGUGCACAACAAGUCUGACAUGUAUUUAGGAGGAUAGGCUAUAGGUCUCUUGGUUGUUUUCUCUUUGAAAUACCCAGAUUUUCUACAAUUUUCAUGAUGUUCGGACUAGGAAUGCAGGCCCAGGCUAUAUUUGAUGGUAUCGAGGAGCUGUGUUCUAAGAGGGAUGAGCUGAACCGUCAGAUCCAGCAGGAGGAGGAGGAGAAGGGUCGUCUGCAGCACGACAUCCGUGUCCUCACCGAGAAACUAAGCCGCGUCAACGAGAGCCUGGCCCGACGACUCUCCGUCCGCGCUGACUUUGACCACACCAUCGGCGAGACCGAGGGUGCCUUUAUGAAGAUUCUGGAGAGCUGUCAAACACUGCUGAGUGUAAUAAAAAAGGAAGCAGGAAAUCUCGGCAAAGCCACUGAACCCAGAAGGAAAGACCACUGACGUCCAGACUACCGCCCCUAAACCUUACCUCUCACCCAGACACCAGCAUUUCCCCUCACCCUUGUAACUGUGCACUGUUUGUACACUGAACAAAAAUAUAAAUGCAACAUGCGACCAUUUCAAAGAUUUUACCGAGUUACAGUUCAUAUAA